CAGGCUUCCCUGGCUCCCACUCUCACCAGAAACCAGUUGACGUUCCUUCCGCGCCAUCUUUAGAAAACAUUACUGAAUGAAUAUACGGUUUUCGUCGCUUUGGAGAACUUCUCACUGUAUGCCUGAACUCCUUGUUUUUCCAGGUGUUGGGAGGAAAUAUGGGGAUCAAGGUUCGGCCUCGGUGCUUUCUGGACAUCGGGAUCAGUAAUGUUCUAGUUGGUAGAAUCGUGGUGGAGUUAUUUUCAGACAUCUGCCCCAAAACCUGUGAAAACUUCAGAUGCCUUUGCACAGGUGAGAAAGGCAUAGGAAAAGGGACCCAGAAACCCCUGCACUACAAAGGAUGCUUGUUCCAUCGAGUUGUAAAAGACUUCAUGAUUCAAGGUGGUGACUUCAGUGAAGGAAAUGGAAGAGGAGGUGAAUCGAUCUACGGGGGCUUUUUUGAAGAUGAAAGCUUUGCUGUUAAACACAACAAGGAGUAUUUGCUGUCUAUGGCUAACAGGGGCAAAGAUACAAAUGGAUCACAGUUCUUCAUAACAACAAAACCUGCCCCUCAUUUGGAUGGUGUUCAUGUGGUUUUCGGUCAUGUAAUUUCUGGACAAGAAGUUGUUCAAACGAUGGAGAACCAGAAAAUAGAUCCUAACAGCCGGCCGUAUGCUGAAGUGAAGAUUUUAAACUGUGGAGAGCUCAUUCCGAAAUCAAAAGGAAAGAAAGCCAACAAAAAGAAAGAGAAGGCCUCGUCCAAUUCCAGCGGCAGCUCAUCUGAUUCGGAAAGCUCCUCAGAUUCUUCUUCCAGCUCAGAGGAAUCUGAAAAAGAAUCUAAGAAACGGAAGAAGGAGAAAAAACUAAAAAAGAAGCAAAAGAAGGAGAAGAAAAAGUCUGGAUUGGAAAGUGCUGAGGAGAAAGAACAAGAAGAUGAAAUUACUUCCACUGUACGUCCUGAAGAAAUCCCUCCCAUCCCAGAGAACCGCUUCCUCAUGAGGAGAAGUCCUCCACCAUCCGAGAAGUCCAACAAGGACGAUGAAAAAGACCAGAGAAACAGGGACGACAGAUCGAGACAGAACACUGGCUCAAUGUAUAAUUCUCAGUCCGAUUAUCAGAGGCGGUUUAUGGUUACCACCCGAUCAGGCAGGAAGAUAAAAGGGAGAGGACCAAGGAGGUACCGAACUCCAUCACGUUCUCGCUCAAGGUCUAGAGAUCGAUUUCGCCGAAGCGAAACUCCUCCACACUGGCGACAAGAGAUGCAGCGUCAGAGGAUGAGGGCGGUCACCAGAGAGCGAUGGAUUAAGGGAGACAAAGGUGACUUUAACAAUGCUGUGGAUGAAGAAACUAACGCUCCAAAACGAGAGAGAAGAACGUCCAAGGCAAAAGACGAAGACACGGCUGAGGGAAAGAAGGAAAAGAAGAGUCGAUCACACAGGUCUAAAAGCAAAGAGGGCGGUACUGCAGAAAAGGAUGAGCAGCACAGCAAGCACAAAUCAAAGAAAAAAACAAAGUCUCGCAGCCGCAGUGGGAGCAGAGAAAAGAAAAGGUCCCAAAGCAGAGACAAGGCCGACAAGCAUAAAAGUAGCCACAGGAGAGGGCGUUCAAGAAGCAAAGAAGGAAACAAAGAAACGGAGGCAGGAGUGGAACAGAGUAAAGAUAGAAGUAAAGAUAGAGAAUCUGAUACAAACAACAAGGAGGGGAAAGGGAAGGAAGAAGAGAGAACAAGGACAAAAUCCUUAAGCAAGGAAAGAUCAUCUAGAAAAGAUGAGCGAAGAUCAAGCAGCAGAAACAGGGACAAAGGCUGGAGAGCAGCAUCCAAAGAAAAAGAGGAAAAAUCAGACAAGGACAGGGCCAGAAAAAGAAGCCGAAGUAAGGAAAGGGAGAAACGGACAAGAGGAACAUCCAGGGAAAAAGAUAAGCGGUCAAGAAGUCCAGACAGGAGUAAGGCCAGAGACUCUCAUAGAGGCAGACGCUCUAGAAGCAGAAGCCGUCGGAGAGAUCGCAGCAAAGAUCGGUCUUCUCAGAGAAAGGACCGAAGCAGAGAUUCCACCAGCAGGAGGAGAAGACGAAGCAGCAGCAGCUCCGACAGUGACAGAGCAGAUAAAAAGAAGAGCAGAAAAAGUCCCGAUUCCUCAAGGAGGAAUAGAUCCAGAGACAGGAGAAGCCCAGCCAGACCAGAUAGUACAAAAGAUAGAAAAGAUCGCAAGAAAAAUCAUUCGAGCUCUAGCUCCACCUCUGGCAGCGACUGAUUUCUUUUACGGUAAUCCAAAUCUGCAGAUCAGCUUCAUUCAUCCCAGCUUCUUCCAAAUCUCAUAUAAGCAUAGACCUUUCCAAACUGGUUACAAAGCCUGGUUGAUAGAAAGUGAAGCAGAAGAACAUAAAAAAAUAUAUAUAUAAAUAACUGACUGGAGGGAGAAUCCAACACUUAUAAAUCUUCAGGCCUUGUAACUCAAUAUCUGUUGCCUCCUGAAAAUGCAAGCUGGACCUGAAAGACUUCUGAUCUAGGAGGAAAGAAAUCUGCAGAACUGCUCAGAUGUUUUUUUUUUGUUUUUUUUUUAAGAGAUUGGACUGAUUUAAACAAUAUGAUCUUAAUGUUUUUUUCAAAAUCCCUGUUCUCAGUUUUAGUUCAAAUAAAGAAAAAAAAAUGUAACUUGUGUCCAUUUUUUUACCAAAAGUCUGAAGAUUAAUUUAGUCUCGCAUGCUUAUUCCUAUUUGAUUUAUUUGGAAAAUGAAACUUUUAUUUUGAAUAUUUUUUUUUCUACUUGACCAAACUUGAAACUAUUAUUCUGUCAACUCUGUUUAUAGGUAAAAAUACUGCUGGUCACAAGCAUUUUCUAUAAACUCAAUUUUCUUUGCAGCAAAACAUGGGAGUGUUGAUUAAAGUGUAACGCUAUUUCUUUGUUCUGGGUUUUUUUUUUAUUGUUGUAAAUGUUGAGGCCAAAAUCAAAACAUAAUGACAAUAAAUAAGUUAAACUGGAAGAUCUC
Molecule: messenger RNA, 2967 nt
Organism: Cyprinodon variegatus (sheepshead minnow)
Lineage: Eukaryota; Metazoa; Chordata; Actinopteri; Cyprinodontiformes; Cyprinodontidae
Gene: ppig
Product: peptidylprolyl isomerase G (cyclophilin G)
Exons: 13
Coding region: 159-2231 (690 amino acids)
Biological process (GO): protein peptidyl-prolyl isomerization; protein folding
Cellular component (GO): nucleus
Molecular function (GO): peptidyl-prolyl cis-trans isomerase activity
Source: RefSeq, a predicted model, not a curated record